UCGAUAAGCCCUUGACGCUAGCCCACCUAGAAAUGUCCCGCAUUGCUGCCUGAGGCUAAUUAUCGUCAUCAGAAUUAUCGAAGCGCUCAUUGCUCUCGCAUUCUCCAUUCGCAAUACCUUGGUACUCGAUACCCUUUUCUCCUUUUACAUAUAUAUAGCAUACAAAAUGCGCCUUGUCAAAAACAAAAUCGAGUACAAUGGCGCCGGCAGCGUCACCCUCAUCCCCGAAGAACCUGAGGACAUGUGGCAUGCCUACAACCUCAUCGUCCCCGGUGACGUCCUCUACGCAACAGCCAUUCGCCGCGUAACCACAACAGGCACAACAGGGUCAACCAGCUCCUCGCGCGUACGCCUCACGCUCGAGAUCCGCGUGAAGAGCCUCGACUUUGACCCGCAAAACUCCCAACUGCACGUCAGCGGGCAGAUCAUGAAUGAGACACCACAUACAAAGAUUGGGCAGCAUCAUACACUGGAUCUUGAGCUCAACCGGCAGUUUACGCUUGAGAAGGGGUCAGGACCUGAUGGUGAGGGGAGCGGGUGGGAUAGUGUUGCUGUUGAAGCGCUGAAGGAUGCUGUUGAUGAGGGGGGAAACCGGAGGGCAGAAGCUGUGGCUGUUGUUAUGCAAGAAGGGCUGGCACAUAUCUGCUUCAUCGGGCAGCAUCGGACGAUAUUAAAGCAGAAGGUUGAGAUGUCCGUCCCGCGGAAAAGAGCCGGGGGCAGUGACCAUGACAAGACAAUGACAAAAUUCUACCAAACAACUCUAGACACCCUCCUCCGCCACCUCGAAUUCAACACCUCCGCAACCUCAAUGAGCACGUCGGACCCCAUCCGCCCCGUUCUCCUCGCCUCCCCAGGCUUCAUAGCAACCUCAUUCCAAAAGCAUAUCCAAUCCGUCGCAAACACUUCAACCCCAGCCCUAAAACGGCUCCUCCCUUCCAUCGUCGUCGUCCACUCCGCAUCCGGCUACCUGCACUCUCUUACCGAAGUCCUUCAAUCACCCACCGUCAAGGCCCUACUCAGCGACACGAAACACGCCCGUGAAACAAAGCUCAUGGAUGACUUUAACGAACAGCUCCGCAAGGAGACAAACAGGGCUACAUACGGCCCCCGCGAGGUCGAGCAUGCAGUUGACCAGGGCGCCGUGGGGCGGGGCGGGGGCGUGCUGAUUAUCUCAAAUCGCCUGUUCCGGGCUCAGGACGUCGCGGAGCGGAAGAGGUGGGUUUCCCUUGUGGAUCGCGUGAGGGAUGUCGAGGGGGGCGAGGUCCGGGUCCUGAGCUCGGAGCAUGAGAGUGGUCGGAGGUUGGAUGGGCUGGGUGGGAUUGCGGCCUUGCUGACGUUUCCGAUUGAUGACGAGGAUGUGGGUGAUAGCGAGUGAUCAUCGACUGACAAUAUUCCAAUUUCUGCAGCUAUAUAGAUACUGCUACACGUUAUCCUACUCCAUAGACCCGAGAUACUUGGUUCUAGAUCUGGAUCUUACGGAUUUUUAGGCAGGUCAGCCUAUCGGAAGCAACACCCAACAUUCCAAAUACAUAUCCACCAUAGGCCUUACAAAAAUAUGCAUCCGAAAGGGAAACUCAUCAUGGACUCUUGAAUCUCGAUUCCAAACCCCUCGAGUCGAUUCACGUCGAUCUCGGAGAUUUGUCCAGCGGGAAAAUCGCACACGUAAAUCAGGGACCGUCAUCUGUCAUACAUCGAAGACAAUGACAAAUACCGGAUUGACAUUGAACUUUGUCGCUUAACACACCAUGUAUUUGGAAGGCUGCGGCUAUUUGGCUCCACUGAAGAUUUACAUUGUAGUAGAUUGAAAAUGACAAACACUCUGAAAACCGGAGUGUACCAGAGUUGGAUCUAAUUCUAAAUCCCGCGGUACCGCGGGGUAGUUAUGGGCCGCCACUCCGCC
Aspergillus calidoustus is the source of this 1900-nucleotide messenger RNA. Lineage: Eukaryota; Fungi; Ascomycota; Eurotiomycetes; Eurotiales; Aspergillaceae. The record is from the annotation of a GenBank genome assembly.